UUGCUUUUUGACUGAUAUGCCAGCCGUGUUUAUGAACACGUUACUUAUCGAUAUAUAUUUCGGGUCUUAAGAUUGGUAUCAGUUCUGUCUUAGUAAAUUCAUCGUCCUGGAUCUCCUCAAUCCUCUCGGUUGGGUGGAGUGUUUUUCUUCACUCUGUCCCGCACAUCGUCUCCAGGAUGACCGCAGGGUUCAAGACCACAGUUUAAGAACCAUCAAUGUUCAGUCUGGAAGAGUGUGAGUGAUCUAGCUGACAGGUGUCUUUGUGGCACCUCUCAUCAGUUGUUAUGGGUACGGCAUCCUCCCUGGUGAGCCCCGGUGAGGUGAUUGAGGAUGCGUACGGGGGUGAGGGAGGGGAGGCAUGUGAGAUACCGGUGGAGGUGAAGCCAAAGGCACGUCUGCUGCGGAGCUCCUUCCGCCGUGGGCCUCGUGUCAUCGGCGCCAGCUUCAAAUCUACCGGAUCAGUUGAACUGGAGUACGCGGCUGAGUAUGAGCGCCUCAGGAAAGACUAUGAGAUCUUUAGGGUCAGCAAGAACAAUGAGAUCGCCUCCAUGCAGAAGAAAGAAGCCAAGCUGGAUGAGGAGAACAAGAGACUGCGUGCUGAGCUGCAGGCUCUUCAGAAGACUUACCAGAAGUUUCUUCGAGAGAAGGAAAGUGCCCUGGAGGCAAAGUAUCAAGCAAUGGAGAGAGCUGCCAACUUUGAACAUGACAGAGACAAGGUCAAACGGCAGUUUAAGAUAUUCCGGGAGACUAAAGAAAAGGAAAUUCAGGAUUUGCUGCGGGCAAAACGAGAUCUGGAGUCAAAACUUCAACAGCUGCAGGCUCAAGGCAUUCAGAUUUAUGAUCCAGCAGACUCGGAUUCAGACGACAACCGCACCACUGUCACCACUGCAGGAACUCAGUGUGAGUACUGGAGUGGUGGCAUAUUGGGCAGCGAGCCGUCCAUGGGCAGUAUGAUGCAGUUACAGCAGACACACAGAGGUCCAGAAUUCGCUCACAGUCUCAUUGACGUGGAGGGGCCGUUUGCCAAUGUCAGCAGAGAUGAUUGGGAUGCGGCUGUAGCCAGUCUGCUGCAAGUUUCUCCUCACGUCUCUCAGGCUCUGUGGAGUAACACAGUCCGCUGCUACCUCAUAUACACACAGGAGACCAGAGCGGAGCUGCAGGCCUUUAUACAAACUCAUUCUUUGAGGCUGCAGAGGUUUUGUGAGGGUUUGGGUCAUUUCUACCUGAACGUGUCAUUUCCUGAGGAGAAAGCUGCUCUGUAUGCUGCUGAACGCAGGCAGGAGAUCGAGAGGAGCUCUGUGUGUGUGCUGCUACUCAAGUCCUCAGUGUCCAGUUGUGUUGUAGAGGAUGUGGAGGAAGCAUUUGUGCAAACCCCAGACUCUCGGCCUCUCUUGCUGUAUUUGCGAACUGGUGAGAGAAAAGGAGAAAAGGAAGAGGUCUCCACCCUCAGCCCAUCCACUAGAGACUUGCUGGAGAGAGUUAACAAAGCUGACAAGAGUGCCAAACUUAAGGUAGUGGAUCAUGCUGGGUCUGUAGAGGAAGGAGCUGCUCUUAUCUUCACUCAACUUGAAAGAGUUAUCAAACAGGAGUUGUUGGGUUUGGAGUUAGAAGAGAGUGGAGCGGUGGAGGAGAGAGAAGAGGAAGACUCUGGUGAUGUGCUGUGGGAUCUUCAUGAUGAGCAGGAGCAGAUUGAGGCAUUCCAGCAGGCUUGCAGCUCAGCUUCCAGAUUCAGCUUCCAGAAGUAUGUCGACCGACUCAAUGACAUGGUAGCCGCCCCUCCACCCACCCCACCACUGCUGGUAUCUGGUGCACCUGGAUCGGGCAAAUCACUUCUGCUUGCUAAAUGGAUAGAGUUACAGCAGAAACACUCUCCCAACACCCUCAUCCUGUAUCACUUCACGGGACAUCCUCUCUCUACCAGCACAGAUCCAGUGCUCAUCAUUAAGCGCCUCACAGUGAAGCUGCUCCAGCAUUUCUGGUCUAUUUCCGGCCUCUCGAUGGACCCUUCUAAGAUCCUCGAAGAGUUCCCACGCUGGCUAGAGCGGCUGUCUGCACGUCACCACGGCAACAUCAUAAUCAUCAUUGACUCCAUUGACCAAAUACAGAAUGCUGAGCGGCACAUGAAGUGGCUGAUUGAUCCUCUUCCUGCUAAUGUGAGAGUCCUGGUUUCAGUUAAUGUGGAGACCUGCCCACAGGCAUGGAGAUUGUGGCCCACGCUGCACCUGGACCCACUCAAUCCCGUUUGUAACAAUUCUGUUAAUAAUCUUAAAACAGCCAAAUUCCAAUCCAAUUAUUGUCUCUCUUUAGCACACACUUUGUCUGUUUGUAUGGGAAAAUAAGAUUUUUAUGUUUAAUCUGUCAGCUCUAGAUCUUCCUGGACAUUGGAGAGGACUCUACAGCAGUGUGCGUUGUGUCAAGAUACAGUAUCGCUAUACAGACUGGGCCUGAAGUCGGCGCUUGAUUCACUCAGCACGGAUCAGGAAAAACACAUCAUGAAAGAGUUAUUGUGCUUGGUAUGUGCCAGUCACAACGGCAUUAGUGAAUCAGAGGCUUUGGAGCUGUUCCCAGACCUGAGUUUUCCCGCUCUCACCUCACUGCUCCACAAUCUGGAGAGACUCCUCAUCAUUACCUACGCCUGUGGCCUCAUUCGCUUUCAGCACCCACAGGCAUGUGAAGCGGUCAACCAAGAGUUUCUGGAUGGGGGCAAAUGUCGUGGAUCCUACAGCGAGAAAAUCAUUCGGUUCUUCAGUGAACAGCUGAAGCAAGACAGAGUGACGUGGAGGGUGGCUGAUGAAUUGCCGUGGUUACUGCAGCAGCAGGAAGAUCGAAGUAAACUCCAGAUGAGUUUGCUUAACUUGUUUGUGUCCCAGAACCUGUACAAGAGGGGUCAUUUCUCUGAGCUGCUGACAUACUGGCAGUUUGUUGGUAAGGAUAAGUGCUCAAUGGCGACAGAGUAUUUUGACUCAUUGAAAGAGUUUGAGAAGACCUGUGAGAGUGAGCAGAGCAUGAGCCGACUGGCCAACCUGUACGAGACACUGGGCCGCUUCCUCAAAGACCUGGGACUGCUCAGCCAGGCGGUGGCCCCCUUGCAGCGCUCCUUAGAGAUCCGUGAGACGGCUCUGGAUCCAGACCACCCAAGUGUGGCUCAGUCCCUGCACCAGCUGGCGGGGGUUUACGUUCAUUGGAGGAAAUUUGGAAACGCAGAGCAGUUGUACAAACAAGCUAUGGAGAUUUGUGAAAACGCUUACGGCCCUGAACACAGCACUGUCGCUAGAGAACUAGACUCACUCUCGCUCCUGUACCAGAAACAAAACAAAUAUGAGCAGGCCGAGAAGUUGAGAAAGAGAUCAGUCAAGAUCAGACAGAAGACAGCACGACAGAAAGGCCACAUGUAUGGUUUUGCUCUCUUGAAGCGGCGGGCACUGCAGUUAGAGGAACUUACUCUUGGCAAAGACUCAGCAGAUUGUGCCAAGACUCUAAAUGAGCUUGGAGUGCUUUAUUACCUGCAGAACAACCUGGAUGCUGCAAAAAUGUUCUUGACCCGUUCCCUGGAGAUGCGCCAGCGCGUGCUGGGGCCAGAUCACCCUGACUGCGCCCAGUCUCUGAACAACCUAGCCGCGCUUCACAGCGAAAGGAAAGAGUAUGAGAGUGCCGAGGAGCUGUACGAAAGAGCACUUGACAUCCGUAAACGAGCACUCGCCCCAGAUCAUCCCUCUCUCGCCUAUACCCUCAAACACUUGGCCAUGCUUUACAAACGCAGGGGGAAGCUGGAAAAGGCAGUUCCUCUAUAUGAACUGGCUCUUGAAAUCAGAGAGAAGAGCUUCGGGCCUAAACACCCCAGUGUUGCCACCGCUUUGGUUAAUCUUGCAGUGCUCUAUUGCCAGCUGAAGCAGCACAGUGAUGCAUUGCCUUUGUACGAGCGCGCUCUAAAGGUAUAUGAGGACAGUCUCGGCCGACUACACCCUCGUGUUGGAGAGACUCUGAAAAACCUGGCUGUACUCAGCUACGAAGAGGGAGAUUUUGAGAAUGCUGCUGAACUGUACAAGCGAGCAAUGGAAAUAAAAGAGGCAGAGCCAUCUCUGGUGUGCGGUAAGGCCCCCUCACGUCACUCAUCUAGCGGCGAUACCUUUAGCCUCCGAAGCCCCGCCCUCCCUCACACCUCAAGGUGACACCUGACCCCUCAACACUUACCAAGGUGCACUCUUACCUCUAUUAAUGAAGCCAUAUUGGCCACACUUGAUGUGUUCAUGCAUGUGCUUGAAGUCUACAUGGAGCAAUCAAAUAUGCAUGGUAAGAAAACAUUGGAAUCCAACGUGGUUCUCAUUCCUACUGUAAUUUACAGUAUGAAUCAUAAGUGUUUUAAUGUAUCACUCAUUGCCACUGGGUUUAUAGAAGGUGCUCUCUGACUCUCAAAAAGGCAAAACCUGAGAAAGUGUUUUAUACCUGUGAUUUUCAAUGACUGUUGAAACAGCACUCCAUAGCAUCGGCAUACCAAUGACAUUUCAAAUGCACUGCUGGUAAACUGUUAGGUGUAGUAGUGUUUAGUAAAGUCACUAUGACCAGAAUAGUGUUAUUUAUGGAAGGCCACUUAAGAGUGUAAAAAAAAACUGACUGUUAGAAGUUUAAAUACAUUUGGGAGAUAUAAAGGUACAUGAGAUACUGAGUAGUGAGAUAUGAAGUCACAAUUACGAGAUAAGAGGUCACAAUAGCAAGAAAUAAAGUCUAAAUUACAAAAAAUAAGGUUGCAAUUAUGAGAAAUGAUGUGAAAAAAAACACUAAAGUCAUGAGAUAUGAAGUCGCAAUUAGAAGAUAUGAAGUUGCAGUUACAAGAUAUAUAGUAGCAAUUAGGAGAAAUUGCAAUUACGAGAUGUGCAGUUGCAAUUACGAUAUAAGAAGUCACAAUUGCUAUAAAUAAUGUUGCUAUGAGAUAUGAAGUAAUUUGUUGAAAAAACAUUGUAAUGUGAAAUUGGGUUACAAUUAUAUAAAAUCACAAUUGCGAAAUAGCAAAAAACAAUAUUGCAUAUCAAGAUAUGAAGCCGCAGUUACGAAGUGUGACGUUGCAACUGCAAGAAAUGGUGCAAUUAUCUUUUUCUUCUCUCAGACGACAA
This is a messenger RNA of Sinocyclocheilus rhinocerous, 5108 nucleotides long. RefSeq names its product nephrocystin-3-like. Gene Ontology annotation, biological process: kidney development; convergent extension; determination of left/right symmetry. NCBI's taxonomy places the organism in Eukaryota, Metazoa, Chordata, Actinopteri, Cypriniformes, Cyprinidae. The record is from RefSeq and is a predicted model, not a curated record. Gene Ontology annotation, cellular component: ciliary base; ciliary inversin compartment. The transcript has 27 exons. Gene Ontology annotation, molecular function: protein binding.